Molecule: messenger RNA, 1833 nt
Organism: Lactuca saligna
Lineage: Eukaryota; Viridiplantae; Streptophyta; Magnoliopsida; Asterales; Asteraceae
Source: the annotation of a GenBank genome assembly
UACAGCUUACAGUUUCUUAGCUUAUCGUAUAUACAGAUCCCUUUUCUUUACGUUUCGAAUUCCCCAUAUUUUUGGAAUUCGAAAACCAACAAUGGCUUCCCCUGCAACUAUCCCGGAGCAUCAAGAAGUCAUAUCCAUCGACAAUGAAAACACCACCACCACUCAACGGACCUUCGCCUUGCCUGUAGAUUCAGAAAACAAAGCCACAAAGAUGAAGAUCUUCUCUGUAGCACAACCCCACAUGCGAGCCUUCCAUCUCUCAUGGCUUUCCUUCUGCACUUGCGUUAUCUCCACCUUCGCCGCCGCCCCACUUGUUCCCAUCAUCCGUGACAACCUCAACCUCACCCGCUCCGACAUUUCAAAUGCUGGAAUCGCCUCCGUCUCCGGCAGCAUCCUCUCACGCCUCGCCAUGGGAGUGAUCUGCGACCUUGUGGGUCCCAGGUACGGUUGUUCGGUGAUCAACAUUCUUGCUGCUCCGGUGGUUUUCAGCGUCUGCUUUGUCUCAGAUGCUGGUGGUUACGUAGCGGUGAGGUUCAUGAUUGGGUUCUCACUGGCGACAUUCGUUUCUUGCCAGUAUUGGACGAGUGUGAUGUUCAAUGGGAAGAUUAUUGGGGUGGUGAACGGUGUUUCUGCCGGGUGGGGUGAUGUCGGAGGUGGGCUUACUCAGCUCCUCAUGCCGGUGCUCUUCCAUGUGAUCACCGGGAUGCUCGGAACUACGCCGUUUACGGCGUGGAGGAUCGCUUUCUUUAUUCCUGGAUGGUUUCAUUUGAUUGCUGGAGCUCUUGUAUUGGCUUAUGGCCAAGACUUGCCUGAUGGUAACUUUGCUCAAAUUUAUAAGGAGGGUCGGGUUGCAAAAGAUAAAUUCUCCAAGGUAUUCCGAAAUGCAAUCUCGAAUUAUAGGACGUGGAUCUUUUUCUUGAUCUACGGAUAUUCUAUGGGCAUACAGUUGUGCUUGAAUAAUGUCAUCUCUGAAUACUUCUAUGAUAGGUUUAGUUUAAAGCUUCACACAGCCGGAGUUGUCGCAGCCAGUUUCGGGAUUGCUAACUUCUUUACACGUCCGUUUGGUGGAUAUGCUUCUGACCUAUCGGCUCGAAAAUUCGGGAUGAGAGGUAGAUUAUGGACAUUAUGGAUAACACAAACCCUAGGAGGCAUUUUCUGUAUAUGGUUAGGUCUAUCCAACUCUCUACCCAUCGCCAUCUUGUCGAUGAUGCUUAUGGCCAUGGGAUCACAAGCAGCUUGUGGAGCAACUUACGGCAUCAUUCCCUUUGUUUCCCGACGAUCUCUCGGCAUUCUAUCUGGUUUAACCGGAGCUGGUGGCAACGUUGGUGGUGGUUUGACACAGCUAAUAUUUUUCUCCGGUGUAAGAUUUUCCACAGCAUGGGGGUUAACAUGGAUGGGAGUGAUGACAGUGGUUUUAUCGAUUCCUGUGGCUUUUAUCCAUUUCCCACAAUGGGGGAGCAUGUUUUUUCCGGCGUCAAAGAACGAGAAGUACAAUGAAGAGUAUUACUAUAGCUUGGAGUACAGUGAGGAGGAGAGAGAAAAGGGUUUGCACAUCGGAAGCAUGAAGUUCGCCGAGAACAGCCGGGCGGAGCGUGGGAAGAGAUCGGUGGUUGCGCUUGCCCAAACCCCGCCGAAUACGACACCAAACAACCACGUUUAAAGGGAUCUUGGAGAAAUGAAUAAAGAAAGCAAGGGUUAAGUAAAGAAAAAGACAAAAUAACUAUAUAAAAAGUGGACAUUUCAGCAUGAAUCACACCGUGGUGGUAUACGCAGACGUACAUAUAUAUAUUAAGCCGUACUUGUUGGAGCCUUUGCUUAUCCGUAAAUUUCUCG